AUGGUCACAAUAUGGCGGAGGAGCCCUGUGAAGGUUAGAGGUCAGCUAGUGCGCUUCCAGCAUUGGCACCCUGAUUUCAACAUUCAUGAAAAACCUAUCAAUAAGGUUCUUGUCUGGGUGAGAUUUCCAGAAUUACCAUUGGAGUACUGGCAUGAGAAAGUGCUUUUAACUAUGGCAAAAGCUGCUGGCCGUCCUCUUGCGUUAGAUCAAUGCAUGAAAAAUGUGAUGUAUGGUAAUUAUGCUAAGGUCCUUGUUGAAAUGGAGAUUGGAGGCUUGAGACCAGAAGAGAUUCAGGUUGAACGUAAGCAGCUAGGGACUGAAAAUCUAUUCUGGUUCAAGCAAAAACUAUUUUAUGAGGAUGCUAUGGGGCAGUGUGGAUACUGUAAGAAGGUAGGACACAUCAUUGGAGACUGCAGAGAAAAAAAAAUCGCAGAGUCCAAGGCUGCUUGUCAUGCGAAUGAUGGUGGUAUCCCAGGUGCAAACUAUGUUGACGAACCGCCAAGGGACUCGGUGGCUCCAGCAACCUUGUCUUCCACGCAAAGAUUGCAGCAGUAUGGCAGAGCUGGUAUCAUCCAUGGGGGCGGCUCAGCCUCGCACGGUGGUGGGGCAACGGCUCAUAGAGAAGAUGAGAAUCAGAUGGAGAAUAUUCCUAUUAUGGAAGUUGACUCCAAAAAGGAAACUAAUUUAUCGGAAUCAAUUACUCCCCAGUCUAGGUGUCCUUUGGAGAUGGAGAUGAAUAUUCCCUUAGCAAAUAUGAAAGCUAAUUAA
Molecule: messenger RNA, 768 nt
Organism: Macadamia integrifolia
Lineage: Eukaryota; Viridiplantae; Streptophyta; Magnoliopsida; Proteales; Proteaceae
Exons: 1
Coding region: 1-768 (255 amino acids)
Source: RefSeq, a predicted model, not a curated record